CAUUAGCAGUAAAAUAGGAGGAGAGUGACCUCUGGUGUUCAGAGGAGGAACUGCAUCCUGCAGAGAAGUUCCUGGUUUAUCAGUGAAGCAGGAAGAGAAGCAGAGUUAGAAACCAUCAGCAGCUCAGGAUGAAGGUCUGUCUCACUCUGAUCUGCCUCUUCUUCCUCACAGCUCUGCAGGAUGGAGACGCUGCAGAAACUUAUGCAAGAAUGGAAGGAGAAAACAUCAGAGUUGAAUGUAAAUUUAAGGACCCCCAAAACCCGAUAUUCUUCUGUAAGGAAAACUGUGAAGGAGAAAAUAUUCUGAUUAACACAACAGAAGACAGCACUAAGAAAGGCAGAUACAGCACUUUCUAUGAAACAAAUUAUACUUCAGCUGUUCUCCAUGUGAGCAUCUUAGAGCUGAAACGAUCUGACUCAGGACGGUACCGAUGUGGUUUUGGUAAAGACCGAUCUCAAGAUUAUGUAUUUUAUCUGGAUGUGACUGAAGCUACAACUUCAUCUUCUUCUUACUCUUCAUCUACAACCAUCCAACAGACCACAACAUUAUCUGAACCCAAUGGUGAAACAUUUCCGCUGCUUUAUCUGGGUCUGGGUCUGGCCGUCCUGAUCGUCUUGUUAGCGACGGUUCUGCUGAUUUACUGCCAGAGGAAACGCUUCCAUCAACAGAAAGGUCGUCCAGCAGAAACAAAUCCCACUGAUUUAAAGAUCAACACCAUUUAUGAGGAGAUCAGAGAGGAGGACAGAGAGAACAAACCUCCUGCUGGGGAAAUAUCUUCAGUUUAUGUUUUCGUCCAACCUGACAAACCAAACGCAGCUGAAAGCAUCGAAAUAUACAGCCUGGCCAGCAAACCGCAGGGGCAAGCUAAAGAUGGAGAAGCAGAGUAUUCUGAAGUGCAGUUGUUGAACGAUGACACCGGAUCCAACGGCGGCCAUCUUGGUGUCUCAGAUAACGUCACCUUCUCAGAACCUCAGUUAGAUAUGAGCUCAGGUAGCCACGGCAACAGUUCAAAUCCUCUUUAUUCCAGCAUUACUUUAGAACAAGAGCUUUGCUGAUAUGGACUCAGCAACAGAGACGUAACCAAAAUCAGUAAAUAUGAGGCUUAUUGGAGCUACUCAUUUAUUACAGCUGGAAACGAGAGAUCAGGCCUGGAAUCUGGAUGUAAUGAUGGACUGAACCUUCGAAAACACAUAAAGACAGUUACAAAGUCGGUCUUUUAUAACCUGAACAACAUUCCCAGGAUUAAAGGACUAAAAUCCCAGCAGGAUCUAAAGAAACUCAUCCAUAUGUUUAUUCUGAGUCACAUUGAUUAGUGCAACCGUGUUCCCACGGGUCUGCCUAAGAAAUUAAUCAGAUCCAGAACCGCUGCUGCUGGAGUUCUGCUCAUGUGAUGCUUCAGCUGCAGCUCUGCCAAAUGACAUGGAUCCUCAAUGUUGUCAAAAUAAACUGAUAAUUAGAUAAAAACACAAAACAUGUCAGGUUUAAGUAGAAAUGAGUUAAAAUGCAAAACAAUUGAGGGAAAUGAAAGACAAAUAUUUGAUAAAUAUUUCCCUUUACAGUGUUUCAGCUCUAGAAGAAGAAUAAAAACUAAACUAAAUAAAACAUUGGAGACUGUAGCAUAAACACAGAAAACACAGGAGAGAUUGAAGGUCAGACAGAAUAAAAGCUGAUCAACCCAGAGAGAAGAAAUCAGAAAAGAGGAGAGACAGAAUAAAUCAUCUUCAUUCCUGAACUAAACUCUGAAACAAUCAGAGUUCAAAGUACAAAUAAAGAAAAUUUAGUCUCAUGUUUUUGUAAGAAAAUAACCAAAA
Molecule: messenger RNA, 1811 nt
Organism: Xiphophorus couchianus (Monterrey platyfish)
Lineage: Eukaryota; Metazoa; Chordata; Actinopteri; Cyprinodontiformes; Poeciliidae
Exons: 7
Coding region: 129-1055 (308 amino acids)
Biological process (GO): adaptive immune response
Cellular component (GO): membrane
Molecular function (GO): signaling receptor activity
Source: RefSeq, a predicted model, not a curated record